Messenger RNA from Styela clava, 5679 nucleotides. RefSeq lists its product as uncharacterized. Lineage: Eukaryota; Metazoa; Chordata; Ascidiacea; Stolidobranchia; Styelidae. The record is from RefSeq and is a predicted model, not a curated record. Gene Ontology annotation, cellular component: chromatin; transcription regulator complex. Gene Ontology annotation, biological process: regulation of transcription by RNA polymerase II. Gene Ontology annotation, molecular function: DNA-binding transcription factor activity, RNA polymerase II-specific; protein dimerization activity; RNA polymerase II cis-regulatory region sequence-specific DNA binding.
GUUUUAAUUUAUUUUUAUAAUUUGUAUUAUUAUUUGAAAUACCAUCAUCAUUAUUUUGUUUCACUGUGGAUAAAGGGAAGAAGUAUCUGUUAGAGGUUGUCUCUGAAGUUGAACUUUCUGGAGCAAUUUUUUAACAGAUCAAUUGCUUCAUGGUACUUCUCGACAAUAAAGGCAUCCAAUGAUGGCCAUGCAGUCCGCUUCGCAUAGGCAAGGCGGGUAUCCAGAAAAAGAGCUUGGGGAUCUGCUCGAUUUUUCGAUGUUCCCAGCUACAAAAAGAUCAGAAGGUUCCGCCCCUCCGCUGCAUUCCAGUUCAUUCAAACAAGCAGGUUGGGAACACAUGACGAGAGAUCCAAAUUGUCCAUCCGUAUCGGGAUAUUCUGAGGAGAAUGGAAUAGCAAGGACCAACAACUCACUCGCAGGUAAACAUUCAGUGGGAUCACCAUACGACGGAUAUCCUAGAGAUGGACAGACUAUGAUGAUGCGACAAGACAUGCAGUCAAGACCAACAAGUUUAUCACCAAACAACACCAAUAAUAAUAAUAAUCCAUUUCCUCCACCUCCAAAACGACCACCUCAAGAACCAAAUAUUCCAGGGGUUAAAAGGAGGAGAGCAACAUACUCACCUACUGGUAGUGAAGAUUUUCACCCCUAUGUUGAACCAAUGCCAUAUGGAAACAGCAUGCAUCAUCCUCAUCAGUAUAUUCAUCAGCCAGAGAGAUCGAAUUUCAGUUCUUUAUCUCCACAAAGUCAGCAUAUCUCUCCUCAUAAUAUGUACAAUGUUCAACAUGGGAAUCCCUCUCCACAGAUGUAUGGCCAAGAUCCCAAUUAUGCCUCAAAUCCGGCCACUCCAGCCGCCUCACCCAUGCCACAGUGGCACAGACCACAACAGCAUUAUCAAUCAUCACAUGACAUACCUUCGUCUCGCAAAAUGCCAACGAGAAGACAACACAGCUUUCCACCUCAUCAUCACCAUGCGUCUGUCCCCGAUGGCGGGGCUCACCCACGUUCUCAACUUCAUUCCUCAUUUCCACCUCACCAUUCUCACCACCCACCACACGGCAAUACACAUCAACAACAGAACAUUGCCCUUAAUGAUGCCAUCGAGGUGGUGAGCGAACAUGUGGGCAUGCAUUCACAGCAACAAAGGCCUCCAUCAGGUUAUGGACAUGCCGGAAUGUCAACGGGACCAUUGAUGGGAUGGAACUCACCUGGAAAUCAAUUCCCGGGACAGCCUUUAGUUACACCGCCAGAUGCUUCCAGUCUAACUGGUAUUUCACAGACUCAAACCACAGUCACUUCAGUCAACAAUGCAGCUGGAUCUUCACGACUCAACACAUUUCCUUCAAAUUCCGCCCUUUCCAUUUCUGAAGUUUCAUCGUCCGAAGCUCUAGGAAGUCCUGCCGUAUCGAGUACAAACAGUAAUAACAACUGUGUAGUUGAACAACGUUCUUCUCGGAAAACUUCUUCGUCAAGUUCAGUAAAACAGGAAACGAAGGAAACUGCCGGAAAAUCAACAAAAUCAAAAGCAGAUAGUUCUUCUGGGACAAGCAGUAAAAAAGGCAAAGAAAAAGAAUCAGGAAAAGUUACAAGUACGACAAGAGGAAGAUUGAAGAGUACUUCUAUUGACGACCCGGAUGAUUCGCAUCUGGAUGAUGAUUUGCCAGUAGAAGAAAGAGAAAAGAGGGAAAAGGAGAGAAGAAUGGCAAACAACGCAAGAGAAAGGCUGCGAGUUCGUGACAUCAACGAAGCAUUCAAAGAACUUGGGAAAAUGGUGCAAAUUCAUAUGAACAAUGACAAACCACAAACAAAGCUGACCAUUCUACAUCAUGCGGUACAGGUUAUACUUGGAUUGGAACAUGAAGUCAGAGAUCGUAACCUAAAUCCGAAGGCCGCUUGCAUGAAAAGAAGAGAAGAAGAAAAAGUAGCUGCAUCAAUGCAACAACCAUCACCUUCUUAUUCAUCUCCUGGUGCUUCUUCUAUGGUCAAACGUCCAAGAAGCAAUGGACACAUGGGUGCAUAUGGUCCGGAUUCAUCACAACAUGGUUACCAUGGUCACCAUCCUGGACAAAUGAACAUCAACGAUCCAACUGUUUCAUCCAAUGUUCAAUAUCAACAUAUGCAGAAGCAAUACUCUAACCAUCCUGAUCUCCAUGCCAUGAAUUCUGGUGGACACUACCCAAACACAUCAAAUGAGCAGCAAGUUCGGUACAUGGAGGCUGCUGGCGGAAGCACUAUGGGACCCAACUCAUUACCCCCAGCCCUCGUACCUACUCCAGGGAUGCCGCAACAAAUGGAUCCAGUUUUUGGAUCAGUAACUUCAACGCAAAUGUAAAUUUCAAAUGUUGUAGAAGACUAGCAAUAUCAACAAAGUAAAUAACAACACUGCCACAGACUCGGCUUCAAGUUGUACUAUAAGAAGAGGAUUGGGCACCGUAUGACUAAAUCCCGUCAAUAUUAUUUAAAUGAUGCACGUACAUAUAAGGAGAUAGCAAAUAGAAGCAAUAACUGGGAGAUGUAACUUCAAGUAGUAUACGCUUUCGCUUAAACUAUCUUCGGCACUUUAUUUAUAUAAAAAAAUUGUACAUAUUCUGUGUCGAUGUAUUGCGAGUUCCAGGUGAACAUCAACAUUUUCCAUCUUCAGUCGAAAUUUGCGAAAUUUAACCUGUUUUCUAUCCAUUCCUAAACAACUAGAGAGGUCCACGGAGUUCUUAUUUGCCACAAUAAUGUAGAUCGUCUGUUUUUAUAAACAUUAAUGAAGGUAGUUGUAUUCCAGUCAGUGUUGUGUGCAUGGUCAAAUGAGGAGAUCUAUUGCUGUUGUAUUGAUACCUUCACUUGCCCAUAUUCAAUAAAGCACAAUCUUUGACUGUGGUCCCUUUUGUGGGAAAAUUAUUUCAAAUCGCUCAUAUUCUUUUGCACAGGAUAAAGCUGAUAAAGAAAUCUUUUUCUCAUAACUUUUUUAGUAUUUGUCAAUUGUCUGACUAGUUGUUGAUGGUAAUAAAAUUGCUUUUCUACUCUUUUUAUCUCUCAUUUCUAAGUGAAAGUUUCUGUUUUCUUUUAUAGGCACUACGUAUCUAUGUUACUGCGAUUUUCGUGGCUGUCAGAAGUUGCAUUUGUUUCUUUUUCUGUGUGCCGCCAUGUUGAAUUACUACUACUAUGCCUUUUUCCCCGCUGUUUUUGUCAUAAGCUGACAUCGUUGUUUGUUUUUAACUUGUGCCAAUCAAAAGUUUGAAAAAAGUUUUGCCAAUACUUUUCCCAGAAUUUUAAAAAGUUUUUCUAAACAAUUUUUGCAACGUCUUUGAAUAUGGCCAGAAAUAUUUUUGCAAUUUUUUUCCGAGUCUCGACUAAUUAUUUGAAUAUCCUGUGCUUCAUUGCCAGUUUUUAUUAAAAUGUACAAAUGAGAAAAUGUGACAAAUUUUUUUACUUGAAGCUAUGUUUUAAUAUUUCUUGUGCUCUUUUGUGCAUAUUGUCAAAUUUUGAUAUGUGCUUUGUUCAGGGUGCUAAAUUAUUUUUUACGAAUUAAAAUUUUGACAGCUAUGAGGUAUUUUUGAGCACCGUUUUUUGUAUAGUCGUAAAUUUUGUCAAAGCUGAACUUUUUCUCUUGUUAAUUUCUAAAUUCUUAAAAUGAAAUGUUUUUCAUCGUACUACGGCAAAAGUAUUAUCAAAUUGAACUAAUUAAUUGAUUUAUAAGUAUAAUAUGGCGCUCGUUUACACUAAUGUUAUUCCAACUGAUCUAAAGCUAACGGAAUUCAUGAAAUUGCAAACUAGCAGAUUUUUAGUCCGGCAUUUAAAGGUUUUCGUAUAAUUUAAUAGUUUGGUUAAAAGAUCAUUUCGAAUAUUCGUUAACAAAAAUUUUGAAAGCCUUUUGAUUUUUUUUUAAAUUAUGUCUAUUUGAACAUGAAAUGGUCAGUAUAAAAUUUAAGAAAUCUUCAUAAUACUAUAAAAAGUUGAAAUAAAUUCACCAAAAAGAGUUGUACAAAAACAAAAUAUUUGUUACUGGCAACUGUACUAUGUGAUACCAAGUUUAUUAUUUUUAUUAAACUUGACAAGUUUUUAAAUUAGUAUUCUCCUGGAUUUGUUUUACACAAGUUCUGCUCUGCUUUUAGUUAUAAAUCCAGUUGUUAUCCCAGGCAGUAUUAUAUUCUAAUUAAUUCUGGGUAUUUUAAUGAAAUUAGCAUAGAAUAUGAAAUUAAUGACUGUCUAUUGUCAAACGUUAUUAAGAUAGUACGUAGAUGUUAUUAAUUACAUCCCUUUUGCAGUAUGGUAGCAGUCGUAUCACGCAGUCAGAAAUCACAACUUCUUUAGCCAACAAUGGUUCUUGUUUGAUAAAGAUGUUGGUCUGUGAUUUCUGAUUAGCGUUAUUAGUAAUUCAAAGUAUACUAGCAGACUUACAAUACAAUAUUACAUGAUAAGUAGGAGCAGUUUUAACUUUAUCGCAUUAUUGCAGUGCUCACUUUUAAUUGGAGAGAUGAUUCUACGUUUUUCCUCCAUCAAUGUAGUCUUUUUUGUUGUCUAUUACAAACUGCCAAACAUAAUGAAAUUCCACUUUUCGACAACAUUUAUUACUUUUUAGUAUUCGAUGCGUAGAUAAAUGUUUACAAUUUUUGCCAAGAAUUUUGAAUUUUUGUAACAAAAUUCAUUUUGUUUUGCCAAUUUUAAGGCUUUUUUUGUUACUAAUUUUGAAGUUCAAAAAUUUUACAUCGACCUGAAUGAAUCUCUGUCUAUGGAUUCCUAAUUUAAAUCUUCACAUUUUGAUUUAUUCAAGUGAAUAGUGGAUUGUUAAAAACGCAAUUCAUUAACCUAAACGUGUAUGUACUUGUUACUGAAGCAAAUUUUUCCUCAACUAAAAUUCCCAACAUCCUGUUUGUUUUUGAACAUCCAAUCUAUUUGAUCAUCCUCUUAAUGACUGAUACAAAAGUUUCUCUUUUUUGAAGUUCUAUUUAUAGCAGUAAGUGUGGAAUGUCCUCACAUAAACAAGAUCAAAAUUAUCCGCUACAUUGUUACAUUAUGAAGGUUGUAUCAAUAAUUUUAAGAACAAUGAAUGCCCUAUUGUAAUUGAAGAAUCUUUUGCUAUUUUAUCGUUUUAAGCUUUUUUACUUUCCGACAAAAAAUUGAAACACGAACCUACCAUGAUGCCUUUUACAGCAUUUUAUUGCUUUGUUAUUUUACUAAAAAGUGAACAGUACUGCGAUUUCCAAACGAAGUUUCGUAGAAAAGCAAGGACUGGUUGUAUUACCAUUAUCAUGGCUAUUAUUACUAUUAUUUUUUUUAACUAUUAUUAUUGUUAAUAUUAUUUCUUUCUUUUUUUUUCUCUCACUUUUUGACAAUAUUUUCACGAAACAAUGCGGUAUCACACAUUUUUUUUGAACCUUUAGACUUCCAGGUACUACAGUGCGCCUGCACACAUUUUCGAUUUCAUUAUUGAUUUGUAAAAUAACAUCCGUAUUAUUUUUUUUCCCUUUUUAAGUUUAUUAUUUUUAUGUGGGUUGAUCUGUUGGAAAUAAGAGUUGGACACUAGCUAAAGCAUUAAUUUGUUUGAAACAAUGAAACAUCUGGAAUCAUUUACCACUUUAACCUGACUUCGUGAAAUGCUCGGUCUACUAUUUUGUAGUUGCGAUAUUUGUUUCGAUAUUUAUACCAUUUCUCUCUCUCUAUUCCGUAUUAAAAUCCACAGUAAGCAAA